Messenger RNA from Macrobrachium nipponense, 6055 nucleotides. RefSeq lists its product as uncharacterized. Bases 58 to 5949 code for a protein of 1963 amino acids. The record is from RefSeq and is a predicted model, not a curated record. NCBI's taxonomy places the organism in Eukaryota, Metazoa, Arthropoda, Malacostraca, Decapoda, Palaemonidae. The transcript has 40 exons. Gene Ontology annotation, cellular component: extracellular matrix.
AUCUGGGAUGCAUCAGUUACGGGAGUGACCUCAGAUGAAAGUAUCCAAACGGCCAAGAUGAACUCUAAGGUUUUAAUCUUCUUCUGCCUCUUAGCUGCUGCACACGUAAAUGCCAGGCCAGUACCUGACGCAGAGGAAUCCGAGGAGUCCUCGGAGGAAUCCUACGAAUCCAGCGAGGCCGGUUACAGCUUCAACUGGGCCGUGAAGGACGACUCCUCCGAGAACGACUUCGGACACGAGGAAUCCCGCGACGGAGACAACACUCAGGGGUCGUACUUCAUCCACCUUCCCGACGGGCGCCUCCAGACCGUCAAGUAUUACGUCGAGGGCGACUCAGGCUACGUGGCUGAGGUCACUUACGAGGGCGAGGCCCAGUACCCCGAAACGAACGAAUCCGAAUCCGAAUCCGAGUCCGAAUCAGAGGAAUCGGACGAAUCCGAAUGGCUAAGAAAAACCUGCUGCUACAGCAGAGGCGUUGCAAAAUCGAAGGGUCACCGCAGUUUUCGUAUAAAUAAUUGGGAGACGACGAUCUGGGAUGCAUCAGUUACGGGAGUGACCUCAGACCAAAGUAUCCAAACGGCCAAGAUGAACUCUAUGGUUUUAAUCUUCUUCUGCCUCUUCGCUGCUGCAAUCAUAAAUGCGAGGCCAGUACCUAACGCAGAGGAAUCCGAGGAGUCCUCGGAGGAAUCCUACGAAUCCAGCGAGGCCCGUUACAGCUUCAACUGGGCCGUGAAGGACGACUCCUCCGAAAACGACUUCGGACACGAGGAAUCCCGCGACGGAGACGACACUCAGGGGUCGUACUUCGUCCAACUUCCCGACGGGCGCCUCCAGACCGUCAAGUAUUACGUCGAGGGCGACUCAGGCUACGUGGCUGAGGUCACUUACGAGGGCGAGGCCCAGUACCCCGAAUCGAACGAAUCCGAAUCCGAAUCCGAGUCCGAAUCAGAGGAAUCGGACGAAUCCGAACCUGACCUUGGAACCGGUUAUUUGCCCAACUUCGCCCAGCCCAUUUUAUCAACAGUGGCUAAGAAAAACCUGCUGCUACAGCAGAGGCGUUGCAAAAUCGAGGGUCACUGCAGUUUUCGUAUAAAUUGGGAGACGACGAUCUGGGAUGCAUCAGUUACGGGAGUGACCUCAGAUGAAAGUAUCCAAACAGCCGAGAUGAACUCUAAGGUUUUAAUCUUCUUCUGCCUCUUCGCUGCUGCAAUCAUAAAUGCGAGGCCAGUACCUGACGCAGAGGAAUCCGAGGAGUCCUCGGAGGAAUCCUACGAAUCCAGCGAGGCCCGUUACAGCUUUAACUGGGCCGUGAAGGACGACUCCUCCGAAAACGACUUCGGACACGAGGAAUCCCGCGACGGAGACGACACUCAGGGGUCGUACUUCGUCCAACUUCCCGACGGGCGCCUCCAGACCGUCAAGUAUUACGUCGAGGGCGACUCAGGCUAUGUGGCUGAGGUCACUUACGAGGGCGAGGCCCAGUACCCUGAAUCGAACGAAUCCGAAUCCGAAUCCGAGUCCGAAUCAGAGGAAUCGGACGAAUCCGAAAUCCUAUCCGUCUUGGGCCUGGUGGCUAUGACCAUGGUGUACGCAAGACCAGCUCCUGACGCCGAGGAAUCCGAGGAGUCCUCGGAGGAAUCUUACGAGUCCUACGAAUCCAGCGAGGCCCGUUACAGCUUCAACUGGGUCGUGAGCGACUCCUCCUCCGAAAACGACUUCGGACACGAGGAAUCCCGCGACGGAGACAACACUCAGGGGUCGUACUUCGUCCACCUUCCCGACGGGCGCCUCCAGACCGUCAAGUAUUACGUCGAGGGCGACUCAGGCUACGUGGCUGAGGUCACUUACGAGGGCGAGGCCCAGUACCCCGAAUCGAACGAAUCCGAAUCCGAGUCCGAAUCAGAGGAAUCGGACGAGUCAGACGAAGACGAAGAAUCGAACUUUAGUAUAUAUUGGGGAGAAUGUGACCAAAGCCACGUCAGUUACCGGAGUCACCUGAAGCCGAGAUUAACGAGCAAGAUGAACCCUAAGGUAGGCCUACUAUUGUUCAUGAGCCUGACUGCUUUCGCGGCAGUCAUCGCUAGGCCUAUGGCUGAACCAGAAAGCUCCGAAGAAUCCUCGGAGGAGGAAUCCUACGAAUCCAGCGAAGCCAAGUACAGUUUCAACUGGGCCGUGAAGGACGACUCCUCCGAAAACGACUUCGGACACGAGGAAUCCCGCGACGGAGACGACACUCAGGGGUCGUACUUCGUCCAUCUUCCCGACGGGCGUCUGCAGACGGUCAGGUAUUACGUCCAGGGCGACUCAGGUUACGUGGCUGAGGUCACUUACGAGGGCGAGGCCCAGUACCCCGAAUCGAACGAAUCCGAAUCCGAGUCCGAGUCAGAGGAAUCGGAUGAGUCAGACGAAUCCGAGAAGCAGCAGAAGAUCCAAAAGGGCAAGGCCCUCUGUUGGUGGUUGGCUGCAUACUUCGUGUGGGAUAAACGAACCUCAUUGCAGUACCCCACCUACUACAGGAGAAGCAUCAUUCCUGUGGCUGCUGACGUCAUGCUUACAGCAAGGGCAGCAAGCACCAUGAACGCAAAGAUUGUAAUGAUCGUUUUGGGUCUGGCUGCCUUUGUCGCAGCUGACAGCAGGGAGACCUACUCUUAUGCAGCCCCAAGAGCUUCAUCUGGCUCCGAGGAAUCCUACGAAUCCAGCGAGGCCCAGUACAGCUUCAACUACGCCGUGAAGGACGAGUCCUCCGAGAACGACUUCGGCCACCAGGAGACCCGCGACGGAGACAACACCCAGGGAUCCUACUACGUCCAGCUCCCCGACGGCCGCCUGCAGACCGUCAAGUAUUACGUCGACGGAGACUCCGGAUAUGUGGCUGAGGUUACCUACCAGGGCGAGGCUCGAUUCCCAGACUCAGCCUCCUACGAGUCCAACGAGUCCUUCGAGGCUCCCAGAUACGCCCCACCAAGGCCCCGUUACUCCGCCCCCGACUCCAACGAGUCCAAGGCCUGGGCAAGAAAUGGGCACAAGGUUACCUAUUUCAAUAGCUCUUUUAAGAUAGAUAUAGGCCUAUCUCUUACUUUGUUAAGACCCGUAAGAGGCAGAGUCGGGGAAUCGAGCCUCUCCUUCGUAGGAGACUGCGGCAACGUAUCCGUCAUCUCCGUCGACGUGGUAGGACACCUUCUGGAGGCGGCCGUCGGGGAGGUGGACGUAGUAGGAUCCCUGGGUGUUGUCUCCUUCGCGGGCCUCCUGGUGUCCAAAGUCGUUCUCGGAAGACUCGUCUCUCACGGCCCAGUUGAAGUUACACCCAGGGAUCCUAGGAGAAGUCCCUCGAGUCCUACGAGUCCAGCGAGGCCAAGUACAACCUUUGAACUUCCGGAGAGGGAUCCUCCGAGGAGAAUUCCUUCUAAUCCUACGAGUCCAGUUAAUCUAGGAGGAGACUCGCCCUAUAUAAUGGAGGAAGGUGAGGGAAAAGACACUCAGAGAUCCUCAGAUCCUCACACAAUCAACAUGAACUCCAAGGUCCUUCUUGUUGUACUCGGCUUGGCCGCCCUUGCCUACGCCCGCCCUGGCUCCUCCGAGGAAUCCUUCGAGUCCGGAGAGGCUAAGUACAACUUCAACUGGGCCGUGAGAGACGAGUCCUCCGAGAAUGACUUUGGACAUCAGGAGGCCCGCGACGGAGACAACACCCAGGGAUCCUACUACGUCCACCUUCCCGACGGCCGCCUCCAGACCGUCAAGUACUUCGUCGACGGAGACUCCGGAUACGUGGCUGAGGUCAACUACGACGGAGAGGCUCGAUUCCCCGACUCAGCCUCCUACGAGUCCAACGAAUCCAAGGCACCUUUACGGAAGACAUAUUUACUACACUCUUUAUCACCAGGAGGAGACUCGCCCAAUAUAAUGGAGGAAGGUGAGGGAAAAGACACGCAGAGAUCCUCAGAUCCUCAGACAAUCAACAUGAACUCCAAGGUCCUUCUUGUUGUACUCGGCUUGGCUGCCCUUGCCUACGCCCGCCCUGGAUCCUCCGAGGAAUCCUUCGAGUCCGGUGAGGCCAAGUACAACUUCAACUGGGCCGUGAGAGACGAGUCCUCCGAGAACGACUUCGGACACCAGGAGGCCCGCGACGGAGACAACACCCAGGGAUCCUACUACGUCCACCUUCCCGACGGCCGCCUCCAGACCGUCAAGUACUUCGUCGACGGAGACUCCGGAUACGUGGCUGAGGUCAACUACGACGGAGAGGCUCGAUUCCCAGACUCAGCCUCCUACGAGUCCAACGAAUCCAAAUACAUAGUCACGGAUCUUUGCCAAGAGAACUGCUUAACUUUUGAGAAGCGUAUUGACAACAAGGACAAGGCACAGAGAUCCUCAGAUACUCCUGCAGUCAACAUGAACUCCAAGGUCCUUCUCGUUGUCUUGGGCUUGGCCGCCCUCGCCUACGCCCGCCCUGGAUCCUCCGAGGAGAGGUCCUUCGAAUCCUUCGAGUCCGGCGAGGCCAAGUACGACUUCAACUGGGCCGUGAGAGACGAGUCCUCCGAAAACGACUUCGGACACCAGGAGGCCCGCGACGGAGACAACACCCAGGGAUCCUACUACGUCCGCCUUCCCGACGGCCGCCUCCAGACCGUCAAGUACUUCGUCGAAGGAGACUCCGGAUACGUGGCUGAGGUCAACUAUGACGGAGAGGCUCGAUUCCCUGACUCAGCCUCCUACGAGUCCAACGAAUCCAACCACGUAUCCGGAGUCUCCGUCGACGAAGUACUUGACGGUCUGGAGGCGGCCGUCGGGAAGGCGGACGUAGUAGGAUCCCUGGGUGUUGUCUCCGUCGCGGGCCUCCUGGUGUCCGAAGUCGUUCUCGGAGGACUCGUCUCUCACGGCCCAGUUGAAGUCGUACUUGGCCUCGCCGGAUUCGAAGGAUUCGAAGGACCUCUCCUCGGAGGACCCCUGGAUGGGCGAGCCUCCUCCUCCUCGUCAGUUGACCUCAGCCACGUAUCCGGAGUCUCCGUCGACGAAGUACUUGACGGUCUGGAGGCGGCCGUCGGGAAGGUGGACGUAGUAGGAUCCCUGGGUGUUGUCUCCGUCGCGGGCCUCCUGGUGACCGAAGUCGUUCUCGGAGGACUCGUCUCUCACGGCCCAGUUGAAGUCGUACUUGGCCUCGCCGGACUCGAAGGAUUCGAAGGACCUCUCCUCGGAGGACCCCUGGAGGGUCAAGAAGGGAACUUUGACCUCAGCCACGUAUCCGGAGUCUCCGUCGACGAAGUACUUGACGGUCUGGAGGCGGCCGUCAGGAAGGCGGACAUAGUAGGAUCCCUGUGUGUUGUCUCCGUCGCGGGCUUCCUGGUGUCCGAAGUCGUUCUCGGAGGACUCAUCUCUCACGGCCCAGUUGAAGUUGUACUUGGCUUCGCCGGACUCGAAGGAUUCGAAGGAUCUCUCCUCGGAGGAUCCCUGGAGGGGCGAGUCACCUCCUCUUCGUCAGGCAGGAAGUGUAAAAACGAGGCGCACUGGAAAUAUGGAUGGCCACGCCUACCCCAGGAAGCUAGUAGCUUUAUAAGGGCAAGGGACGAAGGCUUCAAGCACAAGAGAUCAGUAGAUACUCCUACCAACAGCAUCAUGAAUUCAAAGGUCUGCCUCGUGGUCUUGGCUCUGGCCGCCAUCGCCUAUGCUGCCCCCGGUGGAUCCUCCGAGGAACACUCAUUCGAAUCCGGAGAAGCCAAGUACGACUUCAACUGGGCCGUGAGGGACGAGUCCUCCGAGAACGACUUCGGACACCAGGAGGCCCGCGACGGAGACAACACCCAGGGAUCCUACUACGUCCGCCUUCCCGACGGCCGCCUCCAGACCGUCAAGUACUUCGUCGACGGAGACUCCGGAUACGUAGCUGAGGUCAACUACGACGGAGAGGCUAGAUUCCCAGACUCAGCCUCCUACGAGUCCAACGAAUCCAAAUAAGUGAACGACCACUAAGUGGCAAUGAAUAUUCUCAUUCAUAUCUUUUCUGCUAAAUUAUUGGUACAAUAUUUAUGAUUUCAUGCAAUAAAUCGAAAUAAAUCAAUAA